Galeopterus variegatus (Sunda flying lemur) is the source of this 1855-nucleotide messenger RNA. RefSeq names its product cholesterol 24-hydroxylase. The transcript has 15 exons. The record is from RefSeq and is a predicted model, not a curated record. Bases 85 to 1413 code for a protein of 442 amino acids. Gene Ontology annotation, molecular function: heme binding; cholesterol 24-hydroxylase activity; iron ion binding. NCBI's taxonomy places the organism in Eukaryota, Metazoa, Chordata, Mammalia, Dermoptera, Cynocephalidae. Gene Ontology annotation, biological process: cholesterol catabolic process.
GAGCACAUCCCCGGGCCGCCGCGGCCCAGUUUCCUUCUAGGACACCUCCCCUGUUUCUGGAAAAAGGACGAGGUUUGUGGCCGCAUGCUCCAAGACGUGUUUUUGGAUUGGGCUAAGAAGUAUGGACCUGUUGUGCGGGUCAACGUCUUUCACAAAACCUCAGUUAUCGUCACGAGCCCCGAGUCAGUCAAGAAGUUCCUGAUGUCAACCAAGUACAACAAGGACUCCAAGAUGUACCGUGCGCUCCAGACUGUGUUCGGUGAGAGACUAUUUGGCCAAGGCUUGGUUUCUGAAUGCAACUACGAGCGUUGGCACAAACAGCGGAGGAUCAUGGACCUGGCCUUCAGCCGAAGCUCCUUGGUUAGCUUGAUGGAAACGUUCAACGAGAAGGCCGAGCAGCUGGUGGAGAUCCUAGAAGCCAAGGCGGAUGGGCAGACCCCGGUGUCCAUGCAGGACAUGCUGACCUGCACUACCAUGGACAUCCUGGCCAAGGCAGCUUUCGGGAUGGAGACCAGCAUGCUGCUGGGUGCCCAGAAGCCUCUGUCCCAGGCAGUGAAACUGAUGUUGGAGGGCAUCACUGCAUCCCGCAACACGCUGGCGAAGUUUAUGCCAGGGAAGAGAAAGCGGCUUCACGAGAUCCGGGAGAGCAUUCGCUUUCUGCGCCAGAUUGGCAAGGACUGGGUCCAGCGCCGCCGGGAGGCCCUGAGGAACGGGGAGGACGUGCCCGCCGACAUCCUCACGCAGAUUCUCAAAGCUGAAGAGGAGGCCCAGGAUGACGAGAUUCUGCUGGACAACUUUGUCACUUUCUUUAUCGCUGGUCACGAGACCUCUGCCAACCACUUGGCGUGCACGGUGAUGGAGCUGUCUCGCCAGCCCGAGAUUGUGGCAAGGCUACAGGCUGAGGUGGACGAGGUCAUCGGUUCUAAGAGGCACCUGACCUGCGAGGACCUGGGGAGACUGCAGUACCUGUCCCAGGUCCUCAAAGAGUCACUGAGGCUGUACCCACCAGCGUGGGGCACCUUCCGCCUGCUGGAGGAGGAGACCUUGAUUGACGGAGUCAGAGUUCCUGGCAACACCCCGCUCUUGUUCAGCACUUAUGUCAUGGGGCGGAUGGACACAUACUUUGAGGACCCGCUGACUUUCAACCCCGAUCGCUUCAGUCCUGACGCACCCAAGCCACGCUUCACCUACUUCCCCUUCUCCCUGGGCCACCGCUCCUGCAUCGGGCAGCAGUUUGCUCAGAUGGAGGUGAAGGUGGUCAUGGCCAAGCUGCUGCAGAGGCUGGAGUUCCGGCUGGUGCCCGGGCAGCGCUUCGGGCUGCAGGAGCAGGCCACGCUCAAGCCGCUGGACCCCGUGCUAUGCACCCUGCGGCCCCGGGGCUGGCAGCCUGCGCCCCCGCCCCCGCCCUGCUGAGGGCCCUCCCAGGGGGACGGCAGGACGAGACUCCUCGGGCCAGGGCUGCGCCCGCCCCGCUCCACUGCCCAAGUCCCAGCCACCACCAUCGUCUCUCCCCCACCUCUGAGCCUUUGCGCAGGCUACUCCCUCAGACGAGUCUCCCUAACUCCUGCACACUCCCUAAAGCCCUCUUCAGGUGUCACCUCCUCCAAGAAGCCCUCCUUGCCACCCCCCGGCCGGGCCGGGGCCCCUCCUCUGUGCUUCCUCAGUCACCUGUGCUACCUCUAACACCACACUGACCACACUGUAUUGUGAGUGUCUGCUGACAUGACCAACUGCCCUGCCAGGCUGUGAGUGCUUCAAGGGCGGGGUCUGCGUGUGAUUUGUCUCUGAACCCCCUGUGCCCACCCAGGGCCUGGCACAGAGUCGACGCUCAAUAAAUGUGUGUUGACUGCAUGAA